Marmota monax (woodchuck) is the source of this 1354-nucleotide messenger RNA. RefSeq names its product cyclin-dependent kinase 4. The transcript has a single exon. Gene Ontology annotation, cellular component: cyclin-dependent protein kinase holoenzyme complex; nucleus; cytoplasm. The record is from RefSeq and is a predicted model, not a curated record. Bases 132 to 1040 code for a protein of 302 amino acids. Gene Ontology annotation, biological process: regulation of G2/M transition of mitotic cell cycle; G1/S transition of mitotic cell cycle; regulation of gene expression. Gene Ontology annotation, molecular function: cyclin-dependent protein serine/threonine kinase activity; cyclin binding; ATP binding. Lineage: Eukaryota; Metazoa; Chordata; Mammalia; Rodentia; Sciuridae.
CCGCCAGUAACGUCCAGCUGCCCCGGACGGAGCUCGAGUGUAUGGCGCCGAAGGAACCGGCUCCGGGGUCCCGAUAACGGGCCUGCCCUCGUAGCUCUUGGCCUGCAGUGAGGGUCUCCCCUUAUCUGAGAAUGGCUACCUCACGAUAUGAGCCAGUGGCUGAAAUUGGUGUCGGUGCCUACGGGACGGUGUACAAAGCCCGUGAUCCCCACAGUGGCCACUUUGUGGCCCUCAAGAGUGUGAGAGUCCCCAAUGGAGGAGGAGCUGGAGGGGGCCUUCCCAUCAGCACAGUUCGUGAGGUGGCCUUAUUGAGGCGCCUGGAGGCUUUUGAACAUCCCAACGUUGUCCGGCUGAUGGAUGUCUGUGCCACUUCCCGGACCAACCGGGAAAUCAAGGUGACCCUAGUGUUUGAGCAUGUUGACCAAGACUUAAGGACCUAUUUAGACAAGGCACUACCACCAGGCUUGCCAGCCGAGACCAUCAAGGAUCUGAUGCGCCAGUUUCUAAGAGGCCUAGAUUUUCUUCAUGCCAAUUGCAUCGUUCAUCGGGACCUGAAGCCAGAAAAUAUUCUGGUGACAAGUGGUGGGACAGUCAAGCUGGCUGACUUUGGCCUGGCCAGAAUAUACAGCUACCAGAUGGCCCUUACACCUGUGGUUGUUACACUCUGGUACCGUGCUCCUGAAGUUCUUAUGCAGUCUACAUAUGCAACCCCUGUGGACAUGUGGCGCGUUGGCUGUAUCUUUGCAGAGAUGUUUCGUCGGAAGCCUCUCUUCUGUGGAAACUCUGAAGCUGACCAGUUGGGCAAAAUCUUUGACCUGAUCGGGCUGCCUCCAGAGGAUGACUGGCCCCGAGAUGUAUCUCUACCCCGAGGAGCCUUUCCCCCAAGAGGACCUCGCCCGGUGCAGUCAGUGGUGCCUGAGAUGGAGGAGUCUGGAGCUCAGUUGCUGCUGGAAAUGCUGACUUUUAACCCACACAAGCGAAUCUCUGCCUUCCGAGCCCUGCAGCACUCUUAUCUACAUAAGGAAGAUGAUCCAGAGUGAGCAUUGGAGUGGCUGCCACAGAAGGAAGAGAUGAUGCAAUUUUCCCUCUUCUGGACACUUGAGUGGAGAAAACGCCAUUGAGAAGGCGACCUCUGCCUUUCUCUCUGAGGCUGUGAAGACUCCUCCAACUUUUCACAGAGAAUUUUUUUGCUGCCUUAAUGAAAUUUUAUACUCACUCUUCCUUUUGAGGCUUAUCCUUCUCCUGCCCCCCCCCCAUUUCUAUACACUAAGGGGUCUAUCUUUCCUCCUCUUCCCUACCUUGAUAUUGGGGUCCUUUUUUUAUACAGGAAAACAAAACAAGACAAAGAAAUAUG